This is a messenger RNA of Pyricularia oryzae 70-15, 3678 nucleotides long. Its product is annotated as importin subunit beta-1. Gene Ontology annotation, molecular function: small GTPase binding; nuclear import signal receptor activity. Gene Ontology annotation, cellular component: nucleus; cytoplasm. The transcript has 7 exons. Gene Ontology annotation, biological process: protein import into nucleus. The record is from RefSeq and is a predicted model, not a curated record. The coding region runs from base 298 to 2928 and encodes 876 amino acids. Lineage: Eukaryota; Fungi; Ascomycota; Sordariomycetes; Magnaporthales; Pyriculariaceae.
AAAACACAAACCAAAACAAUCAUUGACACAAGAGAAAGCACGACACAUUUGAGCUGAGCAGAUCUACAGCCAAACCGCCUGCUUUCACUCUUUCUUCUUCUUUCUUACUCCCCAAUAGUCUAUCUUUUAAUUCAAUUCUCUCCCGGGUUCCUCUAUCCUGAAAGACCUCGGAGCCGACUUCUACGUUAACAAGACACUCGAUCAACCAAGUCAGGCCCUUUUCAAGUCAAGGCAAAAGAUACAAAAACACCCUCUCUGAAAAGAUAGCCUCUGUUGGGCAACAGCAGAAGGCUCACCAUGGCGACGUCAGACAUCACGACGGUGCUCACAAAUUCGCUGUCUGCCGAUGCGAACCUGCGACAUGCCGCCGAACAGCAGCUCACACAGGCGGCUGAGACCAACUUUUCAUUAUACCUUGCGACUCUUGUUACCGAGCUAGCAAAUGAGAAUGCCCCGGGUCACAUUCGAGCUGCCGCUGGUAUUGCGGUGAAGAACGCGUUCACAGCCCGCGAGUUCAGCCGUCAAACUGAACUGCAACAAAAAUGGCUUCAACAAACAGACGACGAAACCAGGGCAAAGGUCAAGAGUCUCACUCUACAGACCUUGUCGUCAACCAACUCCCAGGCUGGCCAGGCCGCCGCCCAGGUCAUCGCCUCCAUCGCUGGAAUCGAGCUUCCCCGUGGACAAUGGGCCGACUUGAUGAACAUCCUCGUCACAAAUGUCAGCGAGGGUCAACCCCACCAGAAGCAGGCAUCUCUGACUACGAUAGGAUUCAUCUGCGAGAGUCAAGAUCCUGAGCUCCGCGCUAGCUUGGUCGACCACUCCAACGCUAUCCUGACGGCCGUCGUCCAGGGUGCUAGGAAGGAGGAGACCAACAAUGAGAUCAGGCUGGCCGCCAUCACUGCCCUCGGAGACUCGCUCGAGUUCGUCGGUAACAACUUCAAGCACGAGGGCGAGCGCAACUACAUCAUGCAAGUUGUCUGCGAGGCCACACAGGGCGACGACUCACGCAUCCAGCAGGGUGCCUUUGGUUGCCUGAACCGUAUCAUGGCCCUUUACUACGAAAACAUGCGUUUCUAUAUGGAGAAGGCGCUUUUCGGCUUGACCAUUUUGGGCAUGAAGAGCGAAGACGAGGACGUUGCCAAGCUGGCUGUUGAGUUCUGGAGCACCGUUUGUGAAGAGGAGAUUGCCAUCGAGGACGACAACGCACAGGUCGAGAGCGCGGAUCAGGUCAGGCCGUUUUACAACUUCGCCCGCGUGGCAACCAACGAGGUGGUCCCCGUCCUCCUCACCCUUCUCACCAAGCAAGAUGAGGACGCCGCCGACGACGAGUACAACAUUUCUCGUGCUGGCUACCAGUGUCUGCAACUUUACGCCCAGGCUGUUGGUGGCACCAUUAUCCCGCCUGUUAUCUCCUUUGUUGAGGGCAACCUCCGAUCCGAUGACUGGCACAACAGGGAUGCGGCUGUCUCUGCUUUUGGUGCCAUUAUGGAGGGUCCCGACGAGAAGACUCUGGAGCCGAUUGUCAAGUCCGCUCUGCAAAUUCUCAUCUCAAUGAUGGACGACUCCUCGGUACACGUCAAGGACUCGACCGCUUACGCUCUUGGUCGCAUCACCGAGGCCUGCUCCGAGGCUAUUGACCCCAGCCAGCACCUCGAGCCUCUGAUCCGCUCGUUGUUUGCUGGCCUGCUAAACACUCCCAAGAUGGCCGCCUCGUGCUGUUGGGCUCUGAUGAACCUGGCGGAACGUUUUGCCGGUGAGCCCGGAGCGCCCCAGAAUGCCAUCACUGCCUACUUCAACGACAGUGUGCGCAGCCUCCUGGACGUCACCGCCAAGAACGAUUGCGACUCGGCUGUCAGGACGGCCGCGUAUGAGGUUCUCAACGCUUUCAUCGUCAAUGCGGCAAACGAUAGUCUGCAGGCUGUUGCCACUCUUUCGGAUGUUAUCAUCAAGCGCCUAGAGGAGACGAUACCACUACAGACCCAGGUUGUCAGCGUCGAGGACCGUAUUACACUCGAGGACAUGCAGACCAGUCUGUCGACUGUUCUUCAGGCCAUCAUCGGCCGUCUUGACAAGGAAAUCCUUCCUCAGGGCGACCGAAUCAUGCAGGUGCUGCUGCAGAUUCUGUCAACGGUCAACGGCAAGUCCACUGUUCCCGAGGCUAUUUUCGCCACCAUCAGUAGCCUUGCCAAUGCUAUCGAGGAAGAGUUUGUCAAGUACAUGGAUGCCUUUGCGCCGUUCCUCUACAAUGCUCUGGGUAACCAGGAAGAACCCAGCCUGUGCUCCAUGGCUAUCGGCCUCGUGAGCGACAUUACAAGGUCAAUGGGCGAACGCAGCCAACCGUACUGUGACAACUUUAUGAACUAUCUCCUUAACAACCUGAGGAGCUCAACACUUUCCAACCAAUUCAAGCCUGCCAUUCUGCAGUGCUUCGGGGACAUUGCCAACGCCAUUGGCGGCCACUUUGAGACUUAUCUGUCUGUUGUGGCUCAAGUUUUGCAACAAGCCUCCACUGUUACCACAGUACCCGAGGGCUCAUAUGAGAUGUUCGACUACGUCGUCUCAUUGAGGGAGGGUAUUAUGGACGCCUGGGGCGGCAUUAUUGGUGCCAUGAAGAGCGCCAACAAGACCCAAGCCCUCCAGCCUUAUGUCCCAUCCAUUUUCGAGCUGCUGAACCACAUUGGUAGCGACUCGAACCGUAGCGAGUCUCUGAUGCGCAGUUCCAUGGGUGUUAUUGGCGAUCUUGCCGAUGCCUACCCCAACGGGGAGCUCGUGGAUGCUUUCCGUCAGGACUGGGUUACUGCUAUUAUCAAGGAGACGCGUUCCAACCGCGAGUUUUCAUCGCGGACAAUCGAGACGGCACGCUGGGCACGUGAGCAGGUCAAGCGUCAACUUGGGGGUUCCGUCAAUGUCAUGCAGCAGACUUGAGAAGCUUUGAUAUCCGGUUCCUAGGCAAACGGAAAUGCCCUCGACAAGUGAUAACCGGCCAAGGAAAAGUCAAUCCAGUCCCAACCCGCCGAGCCGGGCCCGGUGUCCCUAUUCACCACCAGCCCAACCGCCAAACUCCAUUUUUUUGAACGAUCCGCAAUACGAAUGCGGACAAUUAUCAUAUGGCCCCUUCAUAUGGCCGGCCAAGGUCGACCCCGUCCCAUCAAGUCCCUUUGACUCGCACUGGAACUUGUUAUGAUGCGAAUGUCAGCGCUUAUCUUUUUUUAUUUAUCUGCAGACGUUCAGAUUUGUUGGAUGACGGAAUGCACAACCAUCACUGCCCGACUGCCCGACUGCAAUAGCCCCCAAAGUGAAUGUAUAUAAUUAGACCCUUGAAAAACCCCUACACUAUUAAUUUCGAGACCACGUCCAAUCGACUUUGUUGCCCCUUCAUACAAUCCUGCACUACCUACACACUACACCGCUGUUUUUUUUUUUUUUUUUUUUUUUUUUACUAGACACCACUGCACCUCCCCUGCCACACCAUAUUAUCUUGUUUGUCUUUUCAUAGACCACAAUCUACCCCCUGAACCGUACCUGCACACUACACCAUCUGUAAGAUAGCUUCAGUCUAUCUAAAAAAUUAUCACCAAUGAAAAUACGGAACAUAUUCCUGUCAACCCCCCCCCCCCCAACCCUGCAGCAGUCCUUUUUCCUACCCUCCCAUCGGCUUUUGUGUUUGGCGAACCG